Molecule: messenger RNA, 1026 nt
Organism: Oryzias melastigma (Indian medaka)
Lineage: Eukaryota; Metazoa; Chordata; Actinopteri; Beloniformes; Adrianichthyidae
Product: potassium voltage-gated channel subfamily V member 1
Exons: 2
Coding region: 1-777 (258 amino acids)
Biological process (GO): protein homooligomerization; potassium ion transmembrane transport
Cellular component (GO): membrane; voltage-gated potassium channel complex
Molecular function (GO): voltage-gated potassium channel activity
Source: RefSeq, a predicted model, not a curated record
AUGGUUCUGACCAACCUGCCACUAAGCUCCUUAUUGGCCAAACACCUGAUCAGGUACGUGGAGAACUUCUACCGCACAGGUCACCUGCAUGUCAUGGAGGAUCUCUGCGAGAUCUCCUUUCUGCAGGAGAUCCAGUACUGGGGCCUGGACGAGCUCUGCAUCCCCCCCUGCUGCCGAGAGCGUUACUACCGCCGCAAGGAGCAGAGGGAGUCGCUGGACGAGCGGCGAGGGCUGGCGGACGACGACCAGGAGGAGGACUUCGUGGGUGCGGCCUGCCCGGCUCUCCGGCAGUGCCUGUGGGACCUUCUGGAGAGGCCCGAGUCGUCCUGCGCCGCUCGCGCCGUGGGGUCGCUCUCCAUGUUCUUUGUGGUGCUGUCGGUCAUCAACAUGGUCCUGAUCUCGCUGGACUUGGGGGAGGACCUGGGCGAGUGGGGGCCGGGCGGCGGGCUGCUGGACGUGCUGGAGUACGUGUGCGUGGUGUGGUUCACGGGCGAGCUGCUGCUGCGCUUCCUGUGCGUCAGAGACAAGUGCCGCUUCGGCCGCAGCAUCCCCAACCUCAUCGACCUGCUGGCCGUGCUGCCGUUCUACGUCACGCUGGCGGUGGAGAGUCUCCACACGGGCACCACCGACCUGGAGAACAUGGGCCGCGUGGUGCAGGUGCUCCGCCUCCUGCGCUCGCUGCGCAUGCUCAAACUGGGCCGACACUCCACAGGUGAGGAGACAACAGAACACACGGCGAGGGUCAGGAGGUUCUGGUGCUUCAUGAGGAUCCACUAGGUUCAGGUCUAUCACGUCCUACAUGUUUGACCUCGAGGGGGGCCGCACCUCCUCGGCAGCACAGAGGAGUCGCCGUGAAUCUGCCAGAGAGGAGCAGCAGGAGUCGUUCAGGACUUCACUGCUGCUCCUGGUUCUGGGAGGACUCUGGUCCUGCGGGCCCAGCUUUGAUGGAACCAUCAUUCAUGCUGACUGACGGGUUCUGUUGGGGGCGGCGGUGGACGACCUGCAGUUUACCAAUCCUGGAAGACA